Messenger RNA from Sitophilus oryzae (rice weevil), 1418 nucleotides. Its product is annotated as protein enhancer of sevenless 2B-like. Gene Ontology annotation, molecular function: protein binding. The transcript has a single exon. The coding region runs from base 1 to 1185 and encodes 394 amino acids. The record is from RefSeq and is a predicted model, not a curated record. NCBI's taxonomy places the organism in Eukaryota, Metazoa, Arthropoda, Insecta, Coleoptera, Curculionidae.
AUGGUUGUAGAAGAAUAUUUAGUACAAGCAUUGUACGAUUUUACGCCACAAGUGGUUGGAGAAUUAGAAUUUAACAGAGGCGAUGUCAUCACCGUUACAGACCGUUUUGAUCAACAUUGGUUUAAAGUCCUGCGCGAUGCCCAAGGAAAAUUCUUUUUAUGGGUGGUUAAAUUUAAUUCGCUCAACGAACUCGUCGAAUACCAUAGAAUGUCUUCAGUGUCAAGGUCGCAAGACGUAAGACUGAGAGAUAUGGUUGUAGCAGAAUAUUUAGUACAAGCAUUGUACGAUUUUACGCCACAAGAGGUUGGAGAAUUAGAAUUUAACAUAGGCGAUGUCAUCACCGUUACAGACCGUUCUGAUCAACAUUGGUUUAAAGUCCUGCGCGAUGCCCAAGGAAAAUUCUUUCUAUGGGUGGUUAAAUUUAAUUCGCUCAACGAACUCGUCGAAUACCAUAGAACGUCUUCAGUGUCAAGGUCGCAAGACGUAAAACUGAGAGAUAUGGUUGUAGAAGAAUAUUUAGUACAAGCAUUGUACGAUUUUACGCCACAAGAGGUUGGAGAAUUAGAAUUUAACAGAGGCGAUGUCAUCACCGUUACAGACCGUUCUGAUCAACAUUGGUUUAAAGUCCUGCGCGAUACCCAAGGAAAAUUAUUUCUAUGGGUGGUUAAAUUUAAUUCGCUCAACGAACUCGUCGAAUACCAUAGAACGUCUUCAGUGUCAAGGUCGCAAGACGUAAAACUGAGAGAUAUGGUUGUAGAAGAAUAUUUAGGACAAGCAUUGUACGAUUUUACGCCACAAGUGGUUGGAGAAUUAGAAUUUAACAGAGGCGAUGUCAUCACCGUUACAGACCGUUCUGAUCAACAUUGGUUUAAAGUCCUGCGCGAUGCCCAAGGAAAAUUCUUUUUAUGGGUGGUUAAAUUUAAUUCGCUCAACGAACUCGUCGAAUACCAUAGAAUGUCUUCAGUGUCAAGGUCGCAAGACGUAAAACUGAGAGAUAUGGUUGUAGAAGAAUAUUUAGUACAAGCAUUGUACGAUUUUACGCCACAAGAGGUUGGAGAAUUAGAAUUUAACAGAGGCGAUGUCAUCACCGUUACAGACCGUUCUGAUCAACAUUCGUGGCAUGGAGAAAUAGGACAUCGCCGAGGCCUCUUUCCUGCCACGUACGUUACGUCCUAUUACACGUAAAUACAAGUAAACGAUGUCAAGUUUACAGUUAACAAAAUACGCACCAUACGAGAACUACAUUAUUUGGUAGACCCGUCACAAUUAAACCAAUUAUUAAAAUCGAAAUUAAGAAAAACUGGACUAUACAAAACAUUUUUUUUAUUUGCCAUUUAAAGAAGCAUGCUCUUCGAUAUUUUAAUUUGUUUUUGUAAUCUGUAUGUAAUGAAAGUGUUAGGAAGUGUCUUAUUAAAUAC